Molecule: messenger RNA, 3457 nt
Organism: Erinaceus europaeus (western European hedgehog)
Lineage: Eukaryota; Metazoa; Chordata; Mammalia; Eulipotyphla; Erinaceidae
Gene: RAB11FIP3
Product: RAB11 family interacting protein 3
Exons: 15
Coding region: 1-2697 (898 amino acids)
Biological process (GO): regulation of cytokinesis; endocytic recycling
Cellular component (GO): cleavage furrow; midbody; recycling endosome membrane
Molecular function (GO): calcium ion binding
Source: RefSeq, a predicted model, not a curated record
AUGCAGCCGGGCCGCCCCGGGGACCUACCCCCCGGUGACCCUGACCCAGGGGGCUUCGACCCCGGGGUCUCCACAGACUCCCGCCCCGGGGACCCCGGCCUCGCCGGCCCGACCGAAUCCCGGGACUUCAACCCCGCAGACCCCGAUCCUGGGGACCCCACAGACUCCCGCCCCGGAGGCCUCAGCCCUGGCAACCCUCAUCCCGGAGACCUCGGACCCGGUGCCUCCGUGAGCCCCGACCCUGCAGAUCUGCUCCCCGGGGACUCCAGCCCGGAUCCUGGGGGCGUCAGGGACCCCGACUCUGCCCACGUGAGCACGGAGCCCGCGGGCAGGGGAGGCCCGGAGCCCGGGCCCGAGCGGCUGCCGCCGGACACAAGCGGCGACGAGCGCGACGCCGGCGGCCCUGCACCCGACCCCCGGCCCGGGGCGUCCCCGCUCCUGCGUGGCCGCGGCCUGGACUCGGACCUGGACGGCGACCUCCUCCCGCACUUCGGCGCUGACCCCGCCGCUGGCCUCGGCCCCCACCCAGACCCCUACCGGGACCUGGACGCCCAUAUCGGCGGCUUCCAUCUCCACCCCAGACUGGACCCAAAUCGCAGUCCCGACCCCGACCCCCAUCUGGACCUGGACCCAGAUCUCGGUCUCGACUCGGACCUGGACCUCGGCCUCGACGCGGACCUGGGCCCCGAGCCGGACCUGGACCCUGACAGGCCGCUGCCGGAGCUGGGCCCGCUGCUGUCCUGGACUAGAGACCCCGAGGACUGUGUGCCCGAGGGCCGGUGUCCCCGCCGGCUGCGCCUGGGCUUCCCUGCCUACCACCCGUCCUGCUCCGAGGGCCAGCCGGCUCCGGAGGGGGCUCCCGAGGCCCCGAGCCAGCUCUACCCGCUUCCGAGCGAGCCUUCUGGGUAUGCGGAGGACGGCCCCCGCCUCCGGGCCGUGUUUGAUGCCCUGGACGCGGACGGGGACGGCCUGGUGCGCACCGAGGACUUCGUCCAGUUCGCCACUGUGUAUGGCGCGGAGCAGGUGAAGGACUUAACCCGAUACCUGGACCCUCGUGGGCUCGGUGUCAUCAGUUUCAAAGACUUCUACCAUGGGAUCACAGCGAUUCGGAAUGGAGACUCCCACCAGCUGUGCGGCAUCUCGCCUGCCCCAGAGGAGGAGCCCCCUGCCUGCCCUGAUGAGUUUGAAGACUUUGUUACCUAUGAGGCCACCGAGGUGACAGACAGUGCAUACAUGGGCUCCGAGAGCACCUACAGCGAAUGCGAGACCUUCACCGAUGAGGACACCAGCACCCUGGUGCACCCCGAGGGUGACGCCGACAGUGCGGGCGGCUCUGCCCUGCCCUCCGAGUGCCUGGACCCCAUGGAGGAACUGGGCCACGGUGCGCUGCUGCUGCUCCCGGGCAGGUCCCACCUGCACAGCCAGGCUGUGGUCACAGUGAUCGGUGGCGAGGAGCAUUUUGAGGACUAUGGUGAGGCCGGUGACGCAGAGCUCUCCCCAGACACCCUCUGCAUUGGGGAGCAGGGCUGUGGAGACCCCGCCUUCCUCACCCCCAGCGCCGACCCGCUUGCCGCCAAGCUACACAGCAUUCUCACUGACGAGGCCUUUGAGUUUUACUGUAGCCAGUGCCACAAGCAGAUCAACCGCCUCGAGGAUCUUUCUGCUCGCCUGAAUGAUCUUGAGAUGAAUAGUCCCACCAAACGGCUCUCCAGCAAGAAGGUGGCGAGGCACCUGCUCCAGUCCGGGGCUCUAACUAUGGAGGCCCUGCAGGACCCGCCAGAGGACGUUGUGGAGGGCCUGGAAGAGGACAUCUCGGACAAGGUCGUCUUCCUGGAGAAGCGGGUGUCAGAGCUAGAGAAGGACACAGCAGCCACCGGGGAGCAGCACAGCCGGCUACGGCAGGAGAACCUCCAGCUGGUGCACAGAGCCAACGCCCUGGAAGAGCAGCUGAAAGAGCAGGAACUGCGGGCCUGUGACAUGCUCCUGGAGGAGACGCGGAGGCAGAAGGAGGUCCUGUGCAGGAUGGAGAGAGAGAAGAGCAUCGAGAUCGAGACCCUGCAGGCCAGGCUGCAGCAGCUGGAUGAGGAGAACAGUGAGCUGAGGUCCUGCACACCCUGCCUAAAGGCCAGCAUCCAGCGACUAGAGGAGGAGAAGCAGAAGCUGCUGGAUGAGAUCGAGGAGCUGUCCCUGCGGCUCGGCGAGGAGCAGGAGAAUAAGCGGAGGCUGGGGGACAGGCUCAGUCAGGAGAGGCACCAGUUCCAGAGGGACAAGGAGGCCACUCAGGAGCUCAUUGAGGACCUGCGGCGGCAGCUGGAGCACCUGCAGCUAUUCAAGCUGGAGGCGGAGCAGCGACGCGGCCGCAGCAGCAGUGCGGGGCUGCAGGAGUACCACAGCCGCACACGGGAGAGCGAGCUGGAGCAGGAGGUCCGCAGGCUCAAGCAGGACAACCGUAGUCUGAAGGAGCAGAACGAUGAGCUCAAUGGGCAGAUCAUCAACCUGAGCAUCCAGGGCGCCAAGAACCUCUUCAGCACGGCCUUCUCAGAGUCACUUGCCGCAGAGAUCAGCUCCGUGUCCCGGGACGAGCUUAUGGAGGCCAUCCAGAAGCAAGAGGAGAUCAACUUCCGCCUGCAGGACUACAUUGACAGAAUCAUUGUGGCCAUCAUGGAGACCAACCCGUCCAUCCUGGAGGUGAAGUAGAGGCCACAGUGGAGCCACUUCUGCCAGCCCAGCAGGUCCCAGCAGACCGGAGAGCCUGAGUGUGGGGCUGUCCCCAGGGGCCAUCACCAGCCGGGCUUGCGACUGCUCCUGCUCCUGCUCUGCGGAGUGAGGGCGCUUUCUCAGGCUGGCGUGGGCCCCUUGCACUGUCUGCCAGGGGGAAGGACAGGAGGACUGGUGCCUGCCCCGUCACCCCAACCUCAGCUAUCCCAUCUGCAUAUAGCCCUGGACUGGGGCAGGGUGUGGGUGGCCGUGCUCAGAGGCCCUGCCCUGCAGCGCGGGGCUGCACGUCACACAGCCACCAACUGCUAGAAGGGCAUCCCCAUGCAGCCUUGCUGUGGAACCCUCCAGCAGAGCUGGGCGUGGUGUACACCACACGCACAGUGGGCAUCAUGACCUGCUACCAGCCGGGGGUCAGCGUCCUCCGGGAGCAGGUCACAGGCAAGAGCCCUGACCAGGAGGCCCUGGGAUCCCCACGAGGGUGAGACCCUAGAUGGGUCCUGGUGCAGAGCCCUUGAGCCCCCGGGGCCCUGCCCUUAUAGCCCCACUGCACUAAGAUGAGAUUCGCCUCAUAACUAACUGUAGGUUGUGGGAGGCUGGGGUGUAAAUCAGUGUACACUUGGAGAAGAGAGUUUUCUAUCAUGUAGAGUAGGUAUUUUUUAUAGAUUGAAGGUUGAUCAAUUUUUUAAUACUUCAAGAGAGCACUAUCUGUGUACACACGUGAAAUAUAUAUGUACCUGCA